AUGGGGCGCACAGCGGCGGGGCCCGGUCACGACUCGCGGCACCAACCCGGACCCUCGCCUCCCGACUAUCCAGGACGAUCUAGGAGCCGGCGCACUCGUGGGAAAGUGACGGUCGUGCAGACGGAAUGGCCUCGAGCCGCGCGGCGCGCUCGCUCGCGGCCCGAGAGGGGCCCAUUACAAUGCGAAACGGCGACGAGCACCGCGGGGGCGCGCAUGGUGGCGCGUCCGGGCCAGCGGCGCCGGAGCAUACACGUCGGGACCAAAGCCCGUCAGCGGACGACGGCGAGAGAUCCUCAG
This is a messenger RNA of Iphiclides podalirius (scarce swallowtail), 297 nucleotides long. NCBI's taxonomy places the organism in Eukaryota, Metazoa, Arthropoda, Insecta, Lepidoptera, Papilionidae. The record is from the annotation of a GenBank genome assembly.